AUCGAAAAUCAUCUGUCGAUUAUAUUUUCCAAAAUUCUUGACAUCACACAAAAGAAAAACAAUCCGACCAAAAAAAAAAAAAAUAAUCAUGAAAUUCAUCAUUGCUAUUGCUGUUUGCACUUUGGCCGUUGUAUGCGUUUCGGGUGAACCAAAAAAACAUGAUUAUCAAAAUGAAUUUGAUUUUCUUCUCAUGCAACGUAUCCAUGAACAGAUGAGAAAAGGAGAAGAAGCAUUGUUACAUCUUCAACAUCAAAUUAACACAUUCGAAGAAAACCCAACCAAAGAGAUGAAAGAACAGAUCUUAGGUGAAAUGGAUACUAUUAUUGCACUGAUCGACGGUGUUCGUGGUGUUUUGAAUCGUCUUAUGAAACGUACCGAUUUGGACAUAUUUGAACGAUAUAACGUAGAAAUUGCAUUGAAAUCUAAUGAAAUAUUGGAACGUGAUCUUAAAAAAGAAGAACAACGUGUUAAAAAGAUUGAAGUUUGAAACAAAAAAAAAUUAAUUACAAAAACAAAACAAUUUUUGUGGACAGUUUGUAUUCAAUAAAAUAAUAUAAACUAAUUAAAAACACUGUGUAAUGUCCAUUUAUUCAAAUAAUAAUUGAACCCCUGAUCAUCAUCAUCGGCUUGCCACGAAGCUGGUUAUUAAAGUUCAAAUCAUAGUUUAAAAUUUCA
Messenger RNA from Dermatophagoides farinae (American house dust mite), 675 nucleotides. RefSeq names its product mite allergen Der p 5. The record is from RefSeq and is a predicted model, not a curated record. Lineage: Eukaryota; Metazoa; Arthropoda; Arachnida; Sarcoptiformes; Pyroglyphidae.